Molecule: messenger RNA, 2346 nt
Organism: Pyricularia pennisetigena
Lineage: Eukaryota; Fungi; Ascomycota; Sordariomycetes; Magnaporthales; Pyriculariaceae
Exons: 2
Coding region: 1-2346 (781 amino acids)
Biological process (GO): DNA-templated transcription; positive regulation of transcription from RNA polymerase II promoter by galactose
Cellular component (GO): nucleus
Molecular function (GO): DNA-binding transcription factor activity, RNA polymerase II-specific; RNA polymerase II cis-regulatory region sequence-specific DNA binding; zinc ion binding
Source: RefSeq, a predicted model, not a curated record
AUGGCGCCGGCAACAUCUCCAGUCCCUACUCAGGGCAUGUUCCACACCUUUCAAGGGGUCACGCCUCGAAAGCAAACUUCCGAGGGUCCCGGGAGCCCAAAAGCUGCGAACCCCGUCAGCAACUCCAAGCGCAUCACCACACCUCACGCCUGUGCCGAGUGCAAAAGACGCAAGAUUCGGUGUGAUGGACAGCAGCCUUGCGGCCAAUGCUUAUCAAGCCGUGCCCCGAAGAGGUGUUUUUAUGACAAGCACAGGCAGCGGGUUAUCCCAUCGAGAAAGACGCUAGAAGCACUUUCCCAGUCAUUAGAGGAAUGUCGGUCCAUUCUCAAAAGGCUAUACCCGAGCCACGAUGUCCAGUCUUUGCUGCCCAUGUCUCGUCAUGAUCUCCUCGAUCUGCUUGAUCGUCCAGUGCUCGACACCACCGCCGCAGCUCUUCCGUCACCACCCUUGAACACCUCGCCGCUUAGCGACGACAUUCAGUCUCCUCUCUUCAUCAAGCCAGACCAGGUUCUUUCGAAUCUCGAGCAGAUGCCAUCUAGGGACGCGGAAUGGGACGAAGAGCGCAGGGAGAGAGACGCCAUCCCGGCAGAGGCCGAUGAUGUCAACGCAUUGUCCCUCACCAUGGAUCGACAAGCUUCAUAUCUCGGAGCUUCAUCCAUCAAGGCGGCCCUGAUGGUUAUGCUCAAAGUUCAGCCUGGCUUGAGGAGUACUCUCUCGGCGCCGCUCAACACUGGCGAGAUGCCACACAACUACCCGUCUACCAAGUCAAGGGCUGGCACCCACAAGGACCCUCAGCGGAUCCCAUGGUCCUGGAAGGGCCAGACACUGAUAGAUGCCUUUUUCAAGCGGAUUCACGUCUUCAUUCCCAUGCUGGACGAGACAACAUUCCGCGCUGACUAUCUUGAGGGCCAGCGCUUCGACGCCCCUUGGCUAGCUCUGCUCAACAUGGUGUUUGCCAUGGGCAGCAUCGUUGCCAUGAAGUCGGAUGAUUACAACCACGUCACUUACUACAACCGCGCGAUGGAGCACCUUCCUAUGGAUGCCUUUGGAAGCAGCCACAUUGAGACCGUACAAGCCCUUGCCAUCAUUGGUGGCUAUUACUUACACUACACUAACCGCCCUAACAUGGCCAACGCAGUGCUCGGAGCUGCCAUCAGGAUGGCGAGUGCUCUUGGCCUCCACAGAGAGUCUCUGACGCAGAGUGCCGGCGAUGUGCUCGUGGCUGAGACUCGGAGACGCACCUGGUGGGCUUUGUUCUGUUUGGACACAUGGGCAACCACGACCAUUGGUCGACCAUCCUUUGGUCGCUGGGGCCCUGCUAUAAACAUUCGGGUACCUGAAUUUGGCAUCAAUGCUGCGCGCGACUCAACACACCAUGCAGGCAUCCUGCCAAUGAUCGAGAAUAUCAAGUUCUGCAAGAUCUCGACACAAAUCCAAGACAUGCUUGCCGUCUCUCCGCUCCUCAGGACGGAUGAUCGCUGCCACUUGGAUGCUGCCCUGGUCGACUGGUACGCUAAUAUGCCGUGGCUCCUUCGGACAACGGACCCCUGUGCAGAGCCGCUCUACAUUGCACGGUGUGUCAUGAAGUGGCGAUACCAAAACCUCCGGAUGCUCUUGCACCGACCAGUGCUCUUGAGUCUUGCCUCUAGUGGCUCGACCCACGCAGCGGAGCACGACAUUGCAGCCAUUGAAACCUGCAGGGACCUGGCACAGCAAACAAUAGAAGACAUUGCUCGGGAAUGGACCCGCAACCAAAUGUCUGGGUGGAACGCAGUCUGGUUCCUGUACCAGGCGGCCAUGAUCCCAUUGGUAUCAGUUUUUUGGCAGUGGAACAGCGCGCGAGUGCCCGAGUGGCACAAGCAGAUCGAGACCGUCCUAGAACUCCUUGAUGCGAUGGAAGACUGGUCUCUUGCAGCGAGGCGCAGUCGCGAGGUCGUAUUUCGCAUGUACGAAGCAUCCCGCAAUCUGCAGAGGCAGCAGCAACACCAUCGCUCACAAAGCCCCACCGACUCUACAACAUCAUCACAUCACAUGGGCAUUACGGGCGAGCGCACCUCCCCAAGAUUGAUCAUCGGCCCCUCGGCAGAUACUGCCGUAGAGAUGCCACACAUGUCGCCGAUCGGCAUCGUCGACCCGGAAAGCAUCAUGGGUAUGAUGGGGGUCUCAGAUCAGCAGAGCCUUUGGGAUCUGGACGGUAUGCUCUGGGGACAACACGACGAGUUUGACGCUGGCGCUUACGGAUUUCACGAUAACAUGAUGAUGAGCAUGGAUUACAACAUGAUAGGGAACGACAUGCCAGCCACGGCGGCGGCCGGCUUGGAGCACGGCUAUCCCUACGUCCAUUAG